AAAGUGAUUUAGAGUGUACAGUUGUUUUCAAAAAUGGCUCCUGUGUACAUGAAAUUGUUUAUUUUGGUGGUUUUUUUGGUGGGAGUGGGUUUCUGUCAGAAUAAUACCACCACGAUUGCUGCUGUCACUCCGACGGCGCCCACGACGGCCACGACGGCUACUGGAACUUCUGUAUCGUCGUCGUCAUCAUCAGCUACCGUCGCCACUUCUUCACCGACAACAGCUACGCAAUCUAUGGCUCAGAACUUUGGCGCAUUCGUAACGGCUGUUCCAUGGGGUAUCGUACAAGCCUGUAAAUAUGGCGCGAAGACGUUUGAAAGCUUCUUAAGAGCAAUUAUCGCACAUAAACAGUUCUAAUAAAGGUCAUUUAGUUUUUUCCAA
Messenger RNA from Spodoptera frugiperda (fall armyworm), 381 nucleotides. RefSeq lists its product as uncharacterized. The transcript has 3 exons. The coding region runs from base 34 to 357 and encodes 107 amino acids. The record is from RefSeq and is a predicted model, not a curated record. Lineage: Eukaryota; Metazoa; Arthropoda; Insecta; Lepidoptera; Noctuidae.